CCAAUGAGAUUUCGUGUCGUCACCGAGCACCCGGAAGUCGCGUAGAUUCAUUCCACCGGUUUCUUCAAGUUGCAGCAGCGUCGCAUCUCAUGGUCGCUGUGAGUCCGGGGCGCACGGUAGGUUUCUGCCACCUCAGAGACACGCGUCCGAGUCUCCGCGUUCACAGCCUGAAAGCACACAUCGGUAGAACGAGAGCUGAACCCGGACGUGGUCUGCGUUUCACCGAGGCCACAGUCCGCCCGCAGCUAGCGGCUAAGCUAGCAGAUUUGUCUGUGACAGCAGGUUGACUGGAGCAGCGUUAGCUCCACAGUCCUCAAGGUUGAAAGAGAUGUUGCUGCUGGUGUUGGGAGCCCUCCUCCUGCUCUUCUGUACUCUGGAUGUAUGGUACUUCCUGCGCGGGGUCCAGGUCUUUGUCCAGUCGUGGUUCCAGCCCAGGAUAUGGGACAUUCUAGCAGAGCAAAGCAUCGAUGGCAUGGUCCUUCCCCAUGACUUGGACUACAUGGGCCACAUGAACAACUCUCGAUACCUGAGGGAGUGUGACUUUGCUCGCUUUCACCAUUACAUGCGAAACGGGCUGUUCAUGGCCUCAUGCAGGAUGGGGGCCAAAAUGGUGGUAGGGGCUUCCACCAUCCGAUACCGGCGCUCAUUGGCCUUCCGUGAGGCUUUUGAGAUUCGGACCAAAGUAGUGGGAUGGGACGAGAAGGCCUUUUACUUGGAGCAGCGCUUUGUGUCCAAGAAAGAUGGCUUUGUAUCUGCAAUCAUGCUCUGCAGGCAGAAUGUGGUGCGCUGCAGCCCAGAGAGCAUUAUAGAAUUUGUAUGCAAAAGGAAGAUCGAGUGUCCCGAGUUUCCAGAGGACCUCAAACACUGGAUCAGCUUCAUUACAGCCAGCAGCCAGGCCCUGAGAGCAGAGAGCGGACUGGAGGAGAAGAACAAGUGAAGCCACACCAUGACACCAUCAUGCAUCAUGAGUGUAGACACAUAUCAUUUGCAUUGCACGCACAUAUACAGUAUACAUCCAUACACACAUGCACACAAACAGUUAAACAUCAUAGACAGUUUUACUUGACUUAUAAGAUUCCACUGAUGUGUUCUGGGUCAAUCCUACCUGCUGUGUAUUUUUGUAGGAAGUGAACUGAACAUAAAACUGCUGAAAAUGAAAACUUGAACUGUAGGUUUUACAUGUUUUAAAAUGCACGUAUGCACUGGGAUCAUAAUUGAUGUUUCUCUCUUACAAAAGAGAAACAACAGCUUUAUCCUUGCAGCUUAUUGAGUAGUGGACCGUGAGUAGACUGGCUUUAGAAAUCUUCAUUCUCAUUUAGCAAACUCCUCUAACGUCAGAUAAAGCAUGUAGAGCAAAAGUUAAUCUUCACUGACAUAGAUGCAUGUUUCAAACAACCAGAAGAUAUUUUUUGUGCCUGUUCCUCUCCAUUGGUUGUAGUCUGCAGUUAUGAUUUCAGAAAAUUAUAACUUUUUAGGAAAAACAUACAGUAUGCGUAAUGAAAUGCUUGAAUAGACAUCAUGUAACAGGAACUAGUUUUAAUCUUCCCAUCAGCAUCAGCACUUUGCACAAGAUAACACAAGUGAGUAAACAACCUGGCUCUUUCCGUGUCAAAUCAUCAACCCUUUGGGCCGAUCACAGAAACGUAUGGAAAUCAAAAUUUUAGUGUAAUUAAAUUAAGAAACUGUGGUGUUCACUUCACAAUGUACAUUUAGGCUUAAAACAUGGUGUAAUUGUCGUUUCGAGUCGAAAUUGAAUGUCGGGGGUUACGGACCCUUUGAUGACACUCACUUCAUCCAGCCCUCCAUCAGCAUACUGGUGAGUAGAAAGAGUGAAUUUUUGGGUGAACUAUCCCUUUAAGUCAUAUCUCCUUUAAUAUAGUUCACAGGUUUGGUUCUCAUGUCCACAAUAUAAAGACUAGCAGCAUUAUGAGUGAUUAUAACAAUUAAAGUUGAAUUAUACAAAAACAUAUAAUGAAAUCAAGACCUCCAGAAAGAUGGAUUUUAAGCUGUUGCAGAGACAUUAUUACUUUUCUGAAGUUGCAUCUCAUUUCUAACUCCAAAAAGUUUGAUGAUUUGACACGGAAUGACCCAACUGUACUUCUGAGGAAAACGUGAGAGGGAAUCUUGUUUUAUUUUUGUUUUGUUUGAGGGAUCAUUUAUUCAGUUCACUUUUGUUCCUUGACCAAAUUUGUAAUCCAUGCAUUUAAAGGACGGGAUUCUUGAUUUUGAGUUUUGUUUGAUUUCAGGAGAACGUGGUUGAUCCAGACUGACAUGCUCGAUAAACAAAUGUUGAUAUUGUAUGAGGUUGCUGCCAACAUUUCCAAACCUGCGACGCACAAUUAACACUGAAUGUUUGGAUGAUGCUUGGUUUUUAUUGAGGCAGCCUUUUUGAAAUCUGGAACCUUUCCCUUGAAUUCAUCCAAGCUUUAGUUUUUGACCAAAGUAAUGUAUUGUUCUGUUUGAAGAGGAAACUGAAUUCAUUUUUAAAGAUGCACUGUCUAAGCUUUUAUUUAUGUUGCUAAUGCACAAUACUCAUAUUUAAUUCCUUUAAGUUUGAACAUGUGUGUUGUCCUUUUUGUUUUCCAUUCAUCAUUAUUUAUAAUUUACUGAAAUGGAUACACUGUACCAGAAUACAUUUAUUGUGUUUGUCAAUUAUUUAAUAGCAUUUUUAAUAAAAAAUGCAUUGGAAACUGUU
This is a messenger RNA of Paralichthys olivaceus (Japanese flounder), 2695 nucleotides long. RefSeq names its product protein THEM6. The record is from RefSeq and is a predicted model, not a curated record. Lineage: Eukaryota; Metazoa; Chordata; Actinopteri; Pleuronectiformes; Paralichthyidae.